CAUUCGACCGUCUCUGGCUUUGAGUGAAAAUUAUGGCCGACGCGAUGCAGACGGAGGAUUUUCCUUACCUGCCUUCGGGGCCGGCGGAGGUAAAUAAGCUGAUAAAGGAGCACGGCGACCUGUUUUCCGACUCCCAGUGUAAAGUCUGCAGUGCUGUCCUCAUUUCGGAGUCUCAGAAGUUAACUCAUUACCAGAGCAAGAAACAUGCCAACAAAGUGCGGCGUUAUCUUUCCAUCCAAACUGAGAAGGAGCCAGCGCUGAAGAAGUUCAGGUCGUCGUCCGAUAGUGACUGUAACAACGGAGACACCGACCGUUCGAAGGUGUGUCAUGUGUGUAACAUGACCUUCUCCUCUGCCGUGGUGGCCGAGUCCCACUACCAGGGCAAGGUUCACGCCAAGAACCUAAGGCUGAAAACCGUCGGCCCCCAGGCCCCAGCUGUAGCCUCCCAAACACCACCACCACCACCACCACCACCAGUCCAGCCCAAGAAGAAACCAGCCGACGAUUCGAGCGGCGUGCCGGCGCCGGGCGGCAACAACAACAGCAACAGCAACCCGGACCGGUUCUGCUCCAUCUGCCAGGCCUCCUUCAACAACCCGCUCAUGGCCCAGCAGCACUACGUGGGCAAGAAGCACAGAAAGCAGAUGACCAAGCUGAAGCUGAUGGAGACGUACGGCCCCUCCACUGCACCGGCUUCCACACUAAAGGGCUACCCGUGCACCGUCUGCAGCAUUGAGCUGAACUCGGUGGAGCAGUACCAGUCUCACAUCAGCGGGGCCAAACAUAAGAACCAAGUGAAGAAAUCGGGCCUGACCCCCGCAGAGACCCAAGACCCAGCAGAGCAGUCGUACGAGGGCGACAACCAGUACGCCGGCGGACACGAGCAGUUCCCUGCAGCGGACGAGCAGUACCCCCCCGCCGACGAGCAGUACCCCCCCGCCGACGACGCGCAGUACGCAGCCAGAGAUAACCAGUACGCCCCCGGAACACAGUACUCAGAGGAGUACCAGUUCACUGAGGGCUGGGCUGGUGCGGAUGCAGAGGUUUCAGUCAGGACUUGGAAUGACACGCAACAAACCCCCCACCCCCACCCACCCACCCACCCUCUUUUUUAACAUAUAACAUCAGCUCCACUUUCAGUAGCCCCCCCCC
This is a messenger RNA of Etheostoma spectabile (orangethroat darter), 1152 nucleotides long. It is a transcript of the gene znf346, whose product is annotated as zinc finger protein 346. The record is from RefSeq and is a predicted model, not a curated record. Gene Ontology annotation, molecular function: nucleic acid binding; zinc ion binding. Lineage: Eukaryota; Metazoa; Chordata; Actinopteri; Perciformes; Percidae.